UUUUCUUUGGCUUUUCAAGCAAAGGUGAAAAAUAAACAAAUCAAUUCGGUUCGAUUGAAAGCACGUUUUAAAAACAUCGUCGUUCAAUAUCGGGUGAAGUGACUCAAAUUGCUUCCCAGUCGUGCUCAACUACUCGUUCGGUGGUGUUCAGUGAGUUCCAGGUUAACAACACAUUUUAGAAUUUUCACGAAAAAAAACCUUUGAAAACUUCUACCUAGUUAAAUACUCAAAUCAAUAAACAAAAUGUUUGCACUCUGGUACUUUUCGCUUGCCGUAGACGAAGUCAGAAAACGCUUUGGUUUUGUAAAUCGAAUUUUUCUGUUUUUCAAUGGCAAUGGACCCGCCAGCAGUCCUCCGGCUAUCGAAGCACAGAAACCGGAAAGCCCGAAGACAGCAGGUCCAACAGUAGCCCAAUCCAAGACUUCCUCGGCUCCCGCGGUACCGAAAGUCGAAAUCCCAGUGCCGACCGAGGUUGUAUUACCGAAACCGGUUGCUGUACCAGUACCGAAACCUGCUGAGCCAAAACCAUCCUUCAAACCAGAGGGAAAAUCGCCGGUCAAACCUGCUCCUCCAGUUGCUGUUCCAGUUGCUAAACCUACCGUUCCAGUCGUCGAACCCGUAAAGCCUAAAGUGGAAACAAUCCCCCCACCGUCGGCCAAACCUGAGCCUGCUAAGCCGGUCGAGCAGCCAAAAAUCGGUGUCGUUCCGUCAGUCCCGUCUCCCGCCAUCACCCCAGUUGUUCCUACGCGACCAGCGCCGGCCAUCAACGGUCAAGCUCAAUCAAAAGCGGUAGAAUCAGCCAAACCGGCACCGAUGCCAAAGUCGCCCGAUGCAGCUACUACUGGCUCGUCCCUUGUGGUCGAGUUGCCGACUAGCAACGAAGAUAGUUUUAUUAUUGUCGAAAAACAGAAGCCGAAAGUGGCCGUAACCGACGUGAAGGACGCAACCCUUGGCUUUCUAAAAGCGGAAGGUGCUGGUUUCGUCGCCAGAAGGUAGGAAUAGCUCUAUAGAGAUUUACGUGUCAUGAUGUGA
Messenger RNA from Sabethes cyaneus, 1032 nucleotides. RefSeq lists its product as uncharacterized. The transcript has 3 exons. Bases 244 to 996 code for a protein of 250 amino acids. Lineage: Eukaryota; Metazoa; Arthropoda; Insecta; Diptera; Culicidae. The record is from RefSeq and is a predicted model, not a curated record.